AUGCUUGAUGACGAUUUGUCACAAUUAAGGCUCGCCAGACGCCUCAUUUCAUUCAAUUCGAAGAUCGCCACCACUCACAUGCUCGGCUCGCCACGGGAUGAGUACGGAGACGAGGCCAAACCCGAAAACAAGGAAGUAAACAAAGAAGGUGACGACGACGAAAACGAAUGCGGAGACCAAUACAAAAAGGAAUACGAAUACGAAGACGAAGACGAACCAGUAGAAGAGGACGAACACGAACGCGAAGGGCAUUUUUGUUUCCCUUCAAUACUGAACAUAUUUUAUGCGUUGAGUUUUAAUGAACAUUUUUUUUUUGCUUUUUCUCUUCAUUUACAGGUGAAGCUGGUCGAUGUGGAAAAGGUGGAAUGGUUGAAUAGGCGUUCAUACAGCGCCAUCGGUUUGCUAUUGGGUCGUGAGGGACGCAUUUUAUUGCGCUGCGAUAACGGCUUGGAAGACUGGUUCGAGUUGUUGGAGGAAUGCACUCUCUUCUCGAAGCAACGCCGCCAUGCUCUCAAGAUCGCACAAGGUCCACGUUCGCGCGCCUCCCUCGCCGCACCAGUCUCACACGCGGCGCUCGAAUCACAACACUUCGGUUUGGGCAGCAGCUAUUCUAGCGCUCUGGAAGAUUGGCUCAUGACAAAUGGUAGCGGCAUGGGUGGACGCAACAAAAUUGCUACUGGCUGUGGUUUUGGCGGCAAUGGCACCAAUCCAUUCCUCUUCUCCGACUCUGUGCCGGACUUGAGCGCACUUAACAACGAUCAUCAUCAACGCAUCUCUGGCUAUUCAACCAAUCAUUCCACACCACAAAAGAUACCCUAUUCGCGUCAAAGUGAGAAUGCUAAUCAAAGCCGUUAUUCGAAUGGUUACGCCUCGCAGAAUAGCUCAUUCAACAAUUGUCCAGCUGUUGGCGGAGCCUACGAUUCACCACGACGCAUUUUCAUUAACAAAGAUUUCACAUCAAAUCAAGUGGUCGACGAGGAGGCCGAUGAUGAUGAGAAAGUUGAGCUGCGACGUCCACAGGCCUACAACGGCAGCGGUGCCGCCCAUAAGGUCAACAAUGACAACAACGAUUUGGAGAAUGGCAAUGUGGUGGAUGGUGAAUGGUUGUAUCGCAAGCCAAGAGCACCAACCGACAUGCGGCAUUCGGUACAACCAAUGCUGCCCACCAAUAACAAUUACAACAACGCAAAGAGCUCAUCAAAGAUUCCUGUAACCGACUUAGAUCACUCAGCCCAUGAUAGCGGCCUCGAUACACCACCGUCCACAAAUCAACGUCCAUCCAGUUAUCGUGAGAUUAUCACACGCACGCCUGUACGCGAAGCCAUCAACGAAUCCGUGGUCCGUUCAUCACAUGGCAAUUUACUCAAUGGCAGUUUUCGUGCCAAGCAAAUAACUCAUCUUACGAAUAAUAUGAAUCAGGUGAAUGCGCUGCAUAGCUCUCAUCUGAGCGUGCAGGAACGCAUUCUACAAAUGCGCAACGAAGAGAAUCGCUGGGGUUCGCUGAAGUCCGAAGCUAAUCGCUACAGUCACAAUGCUCUCUACGAUCAGAAUAAGAAUCCCUACCCGGAGAGCGUCAAUCAAUCGCCACAACGCACUCCUUUCAAGAAGCACUCGCUCAUCGGUUACGGUCGUUCAAUUAGUCACGACACUAACGGCACAAUGAACGGUAAUUCACAGAUGAAGGGUUCGUCCAUAUUGCGUGAGCGUUUUCAGCAUCCCGCUUUGGCGGCAAUCAAAGCUUUUUACUGAUAAAUAAUUAAUAACGAUUAUUUUCUAUCACAAUAGCAUUAUUAUUACUAAAUACUUAUACACAUGCAUGCAUGUUAGUAUGUAUGCGUUCGGUAAAAAAAAUACAUAUAUGUAUUAGCUAAAUACUCGUAGUGAAAGCUUAAAAAAUUAAAGUAAUUGGAAAAAAUGAAUUCAAAUCGCACAGGGUGUUUAUAAUUUGCGUUUAAUAGUAGAAUUGCUGAUUUAAUAUACGAGAAGUAUUUUUCUGUGAUAGUUGUCAGCGAUAUUAGAACGAAGACGAUUUGUUUUUUUUUUUUUUUCUUUUAAAUAGUAUGCCAAAAAUUAAAAUAAACGCAUCAUAUUACGAUUAAACUUGAUAUUAAAUGAAUAAAAAGCUAUCGAAAAAUAUUAGAUAUACGAAAC
Molecule: messenger RNA, 2151 nt
Organism: Rhagoletis pomonella (apple maggot)
Lineage: Eukaryota; Metazoa; Arthropoda; Insecta; Diptera; Tephritidae
Exons: 6
Coding region: 1-1749 (582 amino acids)
Source: RefSeq, a predicted model, not a curated record